AUGCCGAAUGCUAGUGGAGCCCCUUCAAGUAUUGUAAGACCUACUAUUUCUGCUAAUAAUUUUGAGCUUCGCCCUGCCUUAAUUCAAAUAAUUCAACAAGACCAAUUUAGUGGCCUAGAUAAUGAAGACCCUAAUGAACAUAUAACCACUUUUCUUGAAAAAUGUGAUACUGUUAAGUUAAAUGGAGUGACUGACGAUGUUAUUCGACUUGGUUUAUUUCCAUUUUCACUUAAAGAUAAAGCUAAAAUGUGGUUAAAAUCUAAUCCACCUAAUUCAUUUACAACAUGGGCUACAUUAUCUCAAGCUUUUCUUAGUAAAUAUUUUCCUCCGGGAAAAACUGCUAAGUUUAGAAAUAAUAUAACUAGUUUUGCUCAAUAUGAUGGGGAGUCUUUAUAUGAAGCAUGGGAAAGGUUUAAAGAUUUACAACGUAAAUGUCCUCAUCAUGGUGUUUCUGAUUGGUUACUAGUGCAAACGUUUUAUAAUGGUCUGAAUGAAUGUGUUAGAAUCACUAUAGAUGCUGCCGCCGGAGGUGCAAUAAUGGGUAAAACUACUAAAGUAGCUAAUAGGUUACUUGAAGAAAUGGCUUCUAAUAAUUAUCAUUGGUCUAAUAAUAGGGGUAAACCAAAGAAUGUCGUUGGUAUGUAUGAAGUAGAAGGAAUUAACAUGUUAAAUGCAAAAGUUGACAACUUAGUUAAUUUGUUUACUAAAAUGAGUAAUGUCACAUCUGUGUCUACUACUAUACCAUGUAAUUUGUGUGGAGGUGCUCAUUUGACCAAUGAAUGCAUUAAUGUGGAACAGGCUCAAUUUGUUUCUAAUUUUAGUAGGCCACCUAAUAAUGAUCCAUACUCCAAUACUUUUAAUCCUGGAUGGAGAAACCAUCCUAAUUUCUCUUGGAGGAAUCAAGUACAACAAAAUGCUAAUGUUAACUCACAAAUUCCACCUGGUUUCCAUCAAAAACAACCCCAACAAGAAAUUAGACCAUCUUGGGAACUAGCUAUUGAAAAAUUAGCUAAUGCUACUUCUGAAAGAAUUGAAAAGUUGGAAACUAAAGUUGAUCAAAUUGCUAUUUCUAAUAGAAAUGUAGAACUUCAACUUGGACAAUUAGCUAAUGCCAUCAAUUCUAGAAGUCAAGGAGCUUUGCCUAGUAAAACUGAAGUUAAUCCUAAACAACAUUGCAAUGCUGUCACUCUUAGAAAUGGUAAGGAGUUAAGUACCAUAAAAAGUACGAUUAAAGAAAAUGAGGUCGCCAAUGAAAGUGAAAAAGAGAAGGAGAAUUAUGAAGCUGAAAAAGAACCUGAAUUGACAACUCCUCCCCCAUUGAGACCUUAUGUUCCCCCUAUUCCUUUUCCACAAAGACUUAAACAAACUAAAUUAGAUAGUGAAUUUGAGAAAUUCUUGAAAAUGUUUAAGCAAUUACAUAUUAACAUCCCUUUUAUUGAUGCUUUAAUGCAAAUUCCUUCUUAUUCUAAGUUUCUUAAGGAAAUUAUGUCUAAAAAGAAGAAGUUGGAAAAAUAUGAAACCAUUGCUUUGAGUGAGGAAUGUAGUGUUGUGAUUCAGAAAAAGCUUCCCCCUAAACUGAAAGACCCAGAAAGUUUUUCUAUUCCUUGCACUAUAGGUGAUAUUAAGUUUUCCAAAGCCUUGUGUGAUUUAGGUGCAAGUGUCUCUCUUAUGCCUUUAUCUAUUUGCAAGAAGUUAGGAUUGCAUAAUAUAAAAUCUACUACUGUAUCUUUGCAACUUGCCGAUAGAUCUAUCAAAUAUCCAAUAGGAAUACUAGAAAAUGUGCUAAUUAAAGUCGAUAAAUUUAUUAUUCCUGUUGAUUUUAUAAUUCUUGAUAUGGAUGAAGAUGUGGAGGUACCUAUUAUUUUAGGUAGACCCUUUUUGGCUACUGCUGGAGCUAUUAUUGUAAUACCCCAUAUUUUCAAAAACAAUUCACAACGAGAUCUUGUUUGUCAAGUUGAUAUAAUUGAAGACAUGACUAAGAAGAAACAUGUAACUGAUGCUACUAAUGCUCUACUUGAAGUGUGUUUGAGUAAAACAGGUACUCCUCCUAAGCUUAAGAAUGGAAAGAUCUCAGACACUAAUAAAUGA
This is a messenger RNA of Beta vulgaris subsp. vulgaris (sugar beet), 2088 nucleotides long. RefSeq lists its product as uncharacterized. Lineage: Eukaryota; Viridiplantae; Streptophyta; Magnoliopsida; Caryophyllales; Amaranthaceae. The record is from RefSeq and is a predicted model, not a curated record. The coding region runs from base 1 to 2088 and encodes 695 amino acids. The transcript is spliced from 3 exons.